AUGAUGUUACCAAGCCCGGUCACCUCCACCCCUUUCUCAGUUAAAGACAUUUUGAAUCUGGAGCAGCAGCGGCACUUCCACGGAGCUCACUUGCAGGCGGAAUUAGAGCAGCACUUCCACUCGGCGCCCUGCAUGCUGGCAGCGGCUGAAGGGACGCAGUUUUCUGAUGCAGGGGAGGAGGACGAGGAAGAAGAGGGAGAGAAACUAUCCUAUUUGAACUCACUAGCUGCUGCCGAGGGCCAUGGAGAUUCGGGUCUCUGUCCUCAGAGCUAUGUCCAUACAGUUCUCCGAGACGCUUGCAGCGGGCCCAAGGAACAAGAAGAGGAGGUUGUGAGCGAACAGAGCCAAAAAAGCUGCCAGUUGAAGAAGUCUCUGGAAGCGGCUGGAGACUGUAAGGCGAGCGAGGACAGCGAGAGGCCGAAGCCACGUAGCCGCCGGAAGCCGCGGGUGCUCUUCUCGCAAGCUCAGGUCUUCGAGCUGGAGCGCAGGUUCAAGCAGCAGCGGUACCUGUCGGCUCCAGAGCGCGAGCACCUCGCCAGCAGCCUGAAGCUCACGUCCACGCAGGUGAAAAUCUGGUUCCAGAAUCGCAGGUACAAAUGCAAGAGACAGCGGCAGGAUAAGUCCCUGGAGUUGGGGACACACGCGCCGCCGCCGCCACCCCGCCGCGUGGCAGUGCCGGUGCUCGUGCGGGACGGCAAGCCGUGCGUCACGCCCAGCGCACAAGCCUACGGCUCGCCCUACGGCGUGGGCGCCGGCGCCUACUCCUACAACAGCUUCCCCGCCUACGGCUACGGGAACUCGGCCGCCGCGGCCGCUGCAGCCGCCGCCGCUGCCGCCGCAGCUGCGGCUUACAGCGGCAGCUACGGCUGCGCCUAUCCUACCGGCGGCGGCGGUGGUGGCGGCGGCACAGCCUCCGCGGCGACCACCGCCAUGCAACCCGCCUGCAGCGCCACCGGCGGCGGAUCCUUUGUGAACGUGAGCAACCUGGGAGGCUUUGGCAGCGGCGGCGGCGCGCAACCCUUGCAUCAAGGUGCGGCAGCCGGGGCCGCGUGCGCGCAGGGGACUUUGCAAGGCAUCAGGGCUUGGUAAGGUCUGGGCGGGACACGCGGCGGGCAUCCUACCGCACGCUGGGCGCCGCGGGAAUGAGACACGAGAAAGGACAGACCCAAGGGCCAGGUCCCCUCGUUAAAAUAAAAUACAGACGUAUCGCUCCUUCCAAGGGGCCAGAGUCGCAGCACACUCCAGGCCUGGGGCAUGGGACUCAGCGGAGAAAGAACGCCCUGGUCCAGUCGUCAAGACUGUCUGAGACAGAAACACCGACCAGGCUCCAGGGAAGAGGUGGCCUCCCACCCUGACUCUGCGGGGAGUGCGGGAGGCUGGGGCUCUGGCUGUCGCUUGCUCUCCGGAGGAGGAGGAGGAGGAGGAGAGCUUUUCUCUUCCUGCCUUCCCUUGGCCUUCUCCAAGUGUGGUCCGGGAACCGGACCGAACAAGGGGGGGGGCGGGAAAGAAAG
Molecule: messenger RNA, 1511 nt
Organism: Mus pahari (shrew mouse)
Lineage: Eukaryota; Metazoa; Chordata; Mammalia; Rodentia; Muridae
Gene: Nkx2-3
Product: NK2 homeobox 3
Exons: 2
Coding region: 1-1089 (362 amino acids)
Biological process (GO): cell differentiation; regulation of transcription by RNA polymerase II
Cellular component (GO): nucleus
Molecular function (GO): DNA-binding transcription factor activity, RNA polymerase II-specific; RNA polymerase II cis-regulatory region sequence-specific DNA binding
Source: RefSeq, a predicted model, not a curated record